This is a messenger RNA of Diversispora eburnea, 345 nucleotides long. The record is from the annotation of a GenBank genome assembly. Lineage: Eukaryota; Fungi; Glomeromycota; Glomeromycetes; Diversisporales; Diversisporaceae.
UUAAGUAAUACAUCAUCUGAAAAUGAAGAAGAAGUUUAUAUUACAAAAAAUACAUCUGUUAAAACUAUAUUACAUUCUUUAACUCCUAUUGAGUAUCUACCAACAAGUAUAAAUAGUAUAGCUAUUAUUUUUCAUAUUCAAUAUUCCAUGGGCAAGCCUUGUGGUCAACACAAUACAUCCUGUUCUUAUCUAGGAAAUGUUGCAGUAACCAAAAAGGAUAGAACUUGUCAAGGACUAAAAAUAUGUGAAUUUGCUAGUUCAGAAUUAUUAGAAAUGACACAUAAAACAGUAGAAUUUAAUUCAGAUUUACGUUUAAAAAUAAGUGAAGAAUUAUCUACAGAUAAU